This is a messenger RNA of Daucus carota subsp. sativus, 1041 nucleotides long. RefSeq names its product 21 kDa protein. Gene Ontology annotation, molecular function: enzyme inhibitor activity. Gene Ontology annotation, biological process: negative regulation of catalytic activity. Lineage: Eukaryota; Viridiplantae; Streptophyta; Magnoliopsida; Apiales; Apiaceae. Bases 84 to 713 code for a protein of 209 amino acids. The transcript has a single exon. The record is from RefSeq and is a predicted model, not a curated record.
CCCUUUCCUCAACUAAAAUUCUCCCCUGCAAAACUAAACUCAACCAAACUUUCUCUCAUUCUCAUCCAUUUCUGCACAUAAGAAUGGACACCCAACUAUCACUUGCCAUUCUGUCCUUACUCUCAAUACUACUAAACUUCCACCAUAUCUCCGCUGAAACUCCGCCCGACGCCGCCCCGAGCGUCUCCCCAGCCAACAACUCCGAAUUCAUCCGCACAAACUGCCAAACAACUCUCUACCCCGAGCUCUGCUACAGGUCACUCUCCCGCCACGCCCUGAAAAUCCAAGAAGACCCCGCUCUCCUCGCACGCGCCGCCAUAGGCGUGAGCCUCAACCGCGCCAAGCGCAUGGCCAACUACGUCUCCAACCUAACCCAGGAGGCCGACACCGGCGCCAACGAGCCCCGCGCCGUCUCCGCCCUCCACGACUGCUUCUCCGUCUUCGGCGACGCCGUCGAACAAAUACGAGACUCGCUCAGGCAGAUGCUCGUGAUGAACGGCUCCGGCGAGUCGCUCAGGUUUCAGAUGAGCAAUGUGCAGACGUACAUGAGCGCGGCGUUAACGAAUGAGGACACGUGUACGGACGGAUUCGAGGAAGUGAGCGACGGUCCGAUGAAGAAGGACGUGUGUGAUCGGACGGUGAAAGUGACGCAAGUGACGAGUAAUGCGUUGGCGUUGGUUAAUAGUUAUGUUUCCAAGGUAACCAACCCAUGAUGAUUCAUCAUCAGCCGUUACCCACAGUUAAUAAUUUUGUGCCCUAGUAAAAAGUUACGGUUAAUUAUAUAAUUAUUAUUAUAUUUAUAUCUUUUUCGUCGUGUAAAACUGUAAAAGAGUUGAAAGGAAAUGAAACGUUAAACAUUUUCAUGAAGGUGUACUGUCUGUGUAAAUAUAAUAUAUGUAUGUAUUUAUGUUGUUAAGAACUUUGGAGUUGUUUAUUAAAAUAGAGAAUCAAAUUUGUGUAGGUGGAGACAUGUGAAUCGUAGAUUUCUUACUUCUUGUUGUAAUUUCGUUGUCCUUUUUAGAGCACGUUUUUCUUCUUAUA